Molecule: messenger RNA, 628 nt
Organism: Actinia tenebrosa (Australian red waratah sea anemone)
Lineage: Eukaryota; Metazoa; Cnidaria; Anthozoa; Actiniaria; Actiniidae
Source: RefSeq, a predicted model, not a curated record
CUCAAAGGCAAAAAAAUGAAUGCUGAUUCAAAAUAGUACCUUUUUUUCAGAGUCGAGAAAACAUAAGUUAAAGAUGAAUAUACAAAAAUCAUUAUUGACAAUACUUCUAUUUUUGUUCAUUGUUGUAGAAGGUAAUUGUCUUUGGUGCUACGAGUGUCUAUCCAACAUAUCCUGGCUAGACUGCCACAGACAUAUGUUCAAACGAAAAUGCAAUUUCUCCGAGAAAUUUUGCUUAAAAGCAACUCGUUAUGCUGAUGAUAAGGGAAAUCCCGAAAAGACWAUGGUCAAAUUAUGUACGGAGAAAGAACUGUGUUCGGGUUAUGAAUGCAAGAAAUACAAUGUAGAAUGUGAAGUUAACUGCUGUGACACAGACUUCUGCAAUGGAACGGGACUAUUGCCAAGGAUGAACGUGUUUUUUAUAGCUAUGAUAGUAAUUAAUACUGUUUUUAUCAAUACACUCAGGAUGUUUCCAUUAGUUGGAUAGACUAUAACACACUCGAUGUUAACCGAGGGGGGAACAGACCCCUUUCGAAUUCCAAAUUACCGCUGUGUUUCUUGAUUACAGACUCAUUUGCACAGGGUUAGCCUCGAGUUUGUGCAGAAUAUUCACGUGUUCCAGUCAAGGUCC